Molecule: messenger RNA, 2859 nt
Organism: Blastomyces dermatitidis ER-3
Lineage: Eukaryota; Fungi; Ascomycota; Eurotiomycetes; Onygenales; Ajellomycetaceae
Product: PAP2 domain-containing protein
Exons: 3
Coding region: 956-2194 (412 amino acids)
Biological process (GO): phospholipid metabolic process
Molecular function (GO): phosphatidate phosphatase activity
Source: RefSeq, a predicted model, not a curated record
CAGAACUAUCAGGAUCCCCUGCCCAGACAAAUGUCCGACACUCGAACCCGCUCUGCUCCGUUGUAGAAGUGCUACCGUUAUCAUCGGUAAACUCCGCAACACAGCGGCGCCAGGCGUACGCUUUCGUCUCAUAUCUCUCCAGCAGUGUGAAUUGCGCCGGGUGUUCGACUAGAUAGAGCUUGCCGGGAAUAGCAUCAUCAUCAGCAGCAGCAUCGACACCUUCCCCACCCUCCGUUCUGCUACCAUUGGAGCUGGAGGGCUUGGGGAUGAGAGUGGGAUAGGGACCCCACAUCUUCAUUUUGUAGUUUCUGAGCUUUGCGGCGCGGAGAGGCGGCGGAGGACUGGGGAGAGCUAGGACAUGUUGGAGGACGUCGAGGUCCAUGAGGGAGCCGUAGACGAAGAGGUAGGUGGUUUUCCAUGGCGGGUCGAUUUGAGGAGCAGUCCCGUCUCGAGAGGACUCCAUGAUGAUAAAUAAGUGUUAGUAGUAGCUGGAGCUAGAGGAUUGUCGGAAGGCAUGAUUUGUGGUAAGGUUUAUUAUAAGAGGCCAGAAGGAGAUGAUGACGAGAAAUUUGGUACCCAAGUUGAUCCCAAGGAACUGCGCCCAGGUUGACCCAAAUACUCCGUAUGUCGCUAUAGAUCGGAUUCCACUAAAAAUACAUUACUGCCCUAACGUUAACCCCUCGAAUCUCGAGUUCUGGGCGGCUAUUGUAAGCGCCGAUCUGCCUAAAUAUUUAUUUACCCUUGCGUGGUGACUAUAUUCCUGGAGAGCUCUAGAUCUGCAGCGCAACACGGACAGACAGUCUCUCUCAGCUUUGUUCUAUCUGUAAUACCUCUGUCAUCUGUUUGAACACUGGCUACUACUGCCUUGCUAUUUCUCCGCUCUGAAUAAAUCUACGAUCUCCCAUUUUUCAAAAUUUAACUAUCAUAUGCCGUGCAAUUUUGCAAUCCAACUCAAAUGGCUCCUCCAAACCUGCUCGCAGCCUUUCACCGUGACUCGCAGUUCUCGAAACGGCUCAUAGCUUCAUAUGUGUUAGACUGGAUAAUAAUACUGGUAACCGCAGCCGCAGCUCGCAUUUUGAAGCUCGCAGAACCUAACAGAAACCCCUUCUCGCUCACCGACCCAAGCAUAUCAUACCCGUUUACCGUUGAUGAAACCGUUAAAGUUACCGUUUUGGUCCUGGUUAGCCUCAUCGCGCCCGCAGUUAUCAUAUUUCUCGGGAGCAUUUUUUUCGUCCCAGGUCUCACGGCGGCCAAACAUGCGCCCAAGGCUGCAGUAUGGCGACGCAAAUUGUGGGAGUGGAAUGUUGGAUGGAUGGGAUUAGGCAUCGCGUAUGCUGGGACAUAUGCGUCUACAGAGGCUCUUAAGGUCAUAUACGGGAAACCUCGACCGGAUCUGCUUAGUCGCUGUAAUCCGAAUUUGUCAGAUAUUGCAGCGCAUGUGGUUGGAGGUCUGGGGGAAAGGCUUGACGGCGCGCCGCUUCUCGUCUCGUAUACGAUCUGCCAGAAUACCUCUAAGAAACUCGCCCGGGAUGGCUUUGUGAGCUUUCCCAGCGGACACGCCUCGUUAUCAUUCGCAGGCCUCACCUACCUAACCCUCUGGUUUUGCGCAAAGUUCUCCGUUUCCAUCCCGUACCUCGCACCAAGACAUUAUACCCCAGAUACCCGACAAACUGCCUUCUCAACAUACACCGCCACAGCCAACCACACCCGCAGCACCAGCAAAGACCCAACCCCCUUCGAUGAACCCUACCCCAGCACCUCCCUCACAAACCCCUCACAAACCCCCAUCGCCCUCCGAGCCCAAUCCGCGGCCCCACCAACCUACCUCCUCGCCCUCGCCGCCGUCCCAAUCGUCCCCGCAACCUACAUAGCCUCUAGCCGCUGGUUCGACAACCGCCAUUUCGGCUUCGAUAUCCUCUUCGGCAGCCUGCUGGGCAUCUUCUUCGCCUGGCUGGGGUUCCGCUGGUACCACUUGCCGCUGAGCGCGGGCGGUGCGGGCUGGGCUUGGGGCGCGCGGAGUCCUGAGCGUGCGUUCUUUGCUGGGGUGGGGGUUGAUGGGUAUGUGCGGCAUGAGUGUCUUGUUGAGGGAAGGGAGGAGGAUGGGCGGGCGCCGGGGGCGGCGGCGGCGACGUCGUAUUCCCCUUCGUCGAGGCCGGGAAGUGGGGUGGUGAGGAGGGGAGGAGAUAAUGUUUGAGAGGAACGUGUGGUUUUUUUCCCAUUAUGGAUUGGGGAGUGAUAUUUCAUCGAUAUUUGGCAUUUGAUAUUUAUUCAUAUUUUAUGUUGUUUCGGGUAUCCAGUGACGUGUGCUUUUCUUGAUUUACUAUGCUUUUCGGAAUUAAGAUAUCCAUAUAAGUUAACUUUUAACUUCAUGAGCGGGCAAAGCAAUUGUACAUUUCAUAUGUUCCAUUCUAGAAAAAGGCAUUUAAUAGUAACGCAGUAUAGUACAGGUAUUUGUGCUGUGUAAUUCAACCUUGCCGGGUUUUCUCCUAAUGCCAGCUCAUAUAACACACAAUUGGUUGGGAUAUUAUAUGCCGUCCAACCUCUGGUAAGAUCCAAAUAUAUGAAAGCUACCUAAACUCCGUGAAAAAACGUAAAGCUCCCAAACCAUGCCAAGUUUCACUCAACGCCCAUCAAACUUAUCGAGCGACACCCGUUCAUCUCCAGCCCCCCACCCUCCCUUCAUCCCACCUAGCCCUCAUUUCCCUCCUAUUCUCCAACCUCGCCCCCUCCGUCCUAACCCUCCUAACCCACUCCACAACCUCCCUUUCAGUCGCCUUCUCUUCACUACCCUGCUCACUCUCCAAAAAGCUCUCCUCAACCGCUCGACACACAGCUUCUUGCUCCGCAAUGCCCGCCACG